CGUGGCUCGGCCCGGCGUCUCCGUCGUCGGCGGACUUGAUGUUGACUCACAGGGUGAGGAGACUUCAACUGGCCGACAACCCGUCCUACUUCACGCUGCCCUCCGGCCCGCCCUGCCGCGCGCUGCCGCUCUCGCUGCUGAAGAGGCGCGGCGCCGGAGUGUCGGCCAAGAUGGGCGGCGGGCAGUCCAGCUCCGCCCCCAACACGCCCACCUCGCCGCCGCCGCCGCUCCGCCGCAGCUUCCGCUCGCUGCUGCGCUCCACGUCGGCGGGCAGCCCGCCGCACCUGCUGGUGCUGGGCGAGCCGCGGCCGUGCGACGUGGCGCCCGGAGCCCGCCCCCGGCCGCCGCCCCCGGAGGAGGAGGAGGUGCUGCUGGGGCGCGAGGACGCGCGCUACUACAACCUCGCCGCCCCCGCCGGCCGCCGCCACUCCACCGGCACCUACCUGGGCCGCGAGGAGCCCGGGGACCCCGCCGCGCGCGCUCGUCCGGGACACUCGCGCCGGAGGUGCGACCGCUGCUGCGUGCCCAAGGUGAACAUCGGAACACAACACACGCCCCGCUGGAAGUCGCAGCACGCGGGGGUGUGGGGCGGUUAUCUUGGCAACUGUGAGGCUGAUGGACGUCGCUCGGGGAGCGAGGUGUGUUCCUGCGCGGCGCGACACUUUCCCACGCGACGCGACCUCUCUCGACCAACCAGCGACGUGCGCGACGGCGCGAGGCCCGCUGCCAACAAGCGCUGGGAUGCUGACCACAAAGUACCCUACACUAUGCUGGACAACUACCAACAACGCGGUGGCGACGUCUCGGACGCACGGAAUGCCGUCGUGAACACGAAAAAGAGCUGCGGCCAGAAUUUCGCCCUUCAGAAGUCGCAGCGCGUGGAGUCGGCGCACCAAGGCCGCGCAAGCGGGGGUUUCCCGCUCGCCGCGGCUGCGUGUCGCGGAUGGGCAUCGCGCAGCAGUUGCCUGGCCCCCGACUUCAGCGUGAUCACGCAUGCGAUUUAUCUGGAGUCAAAGAGUUUUACUGCAGAACAGGACGAGAAAUUGAUUGAUUUAGUAAGGGAGCAUCGUGUGUUAUAUGAUUUGCAUCACUGCAAGUACAAAGACAGUAUUGUUCGAGAAAAUGUGUGGAAGGAAAUUGCAGCUUCUUUAAACAAAGGUGCAGAAGACUGCAAAACGAGAUGGAGAACCAUUCGCGACUCCUACAGAAAAAGCAACAAGAAACUGAAAACUGGGUCGAAGACAGGUUCACCGGCAUUUUCAAAAUCGAAAUACAACACAGAAAGCCUGAAAUUCCUUGAUGAAACCUACAAAGAAAGAGCAUCAAAAUCAAGCAUCAACAUAAAUGAAAUAAUUGAAAAUAAUCAAGAAACACAAGAAAUGGUGGAUGACUGUCCCUCUGAAGAGUGCAACCAAUUUCAAGAAGAAGAAAGCGCUCAAGAAUCUACAAAUUGGCCUAGCGAGCAAACAAGUUCUUCAGAAUUGUUAAACAGCUCCAUUAAAAAAAGAAAAAUUACAGUAAAAGAAAAAAUGUUAGAUGAAAUAAGAAAAGGUCGUGAAGAAAGAGGGAAAAUAUUAAAAGAUCUACUUGAAAACCGCGGCCAAGAUCGUUCGCAACAUCCGAUAGACAUAUUCUUCCAGAGCAUGUCUGAAACUGUUAAGCAUUUCCCCCCACACCUCAUUGCGGAAACUAGAUUAAAAGUGUGCCAAGUUGUGUCUCAGAUGGAACUGAGAUCGUUGAUGGAGCAUCAGAACCAGACUAAUCCUAAUCACCAACAAUGUUAUCAACAUGUGGAUAUUGGCAGCGGUUUUCCUGUCUCUGUCAUAGAUCCCACCCAAAUUUGUGAAUCUACUGGCAGUAAUAGCUUGAUUCAUUCAACAGAUAGCUGUAAUUCUAGUGGUAACGAUGCUAAUGUGGAAGAAAGUGACUUCGUGAGACUAAUUUAGAAAAUAACCAGUAUUAGUUCUGUGAGUAGAUGAAUGCAUAGUCAGAGACAUUUUAGGAAAUUCAUCAGUACAUGGACAUUUAAAUUUUUAUUAAACCUAUAAUUUCAAUAUAAUUAAGUAAAUAUUUUUAUAUUUUGUUUUCGUUUAAGUACUUUGUGUAUAUAAAUAUGAAACAUUAAAAAGAAAAACAUUACAUUAAAGAGGCUUAGUUAAAUUUGUUUACCUGAGAGUAAGACAUAACUUCUGUUCAGCAGAUAUUGGCCUUUUGACUCUGUUGCACUGCGAUCUCGUGAUGUCUUCUUUAACAAAGCCUAAUAUUGUAUCAAAUAUCUCAGUCGACACUCUGAAAUAUUCUCUAAAUUUAGUUUCGUUAUCAAUUAAGUGACGUAAUAUCAACACACUAUAACAUCCCUCGUCUUCUCUCCUUCUAAAUAUAUCGCUGUCAUCUUCUAGGAAGCAUGAGAGCAAUAAAUCAUCAUCAGCAUCUUCCUCCAACAAGACGGCAGAGAUCGCUGCUUCCAUCGCGCAGACUUGUUUCCCGCGUUCUAACAAAACAGACCCAGGUCAGUGAUCACGCAUGCGGCGAUCACGCAUCACGCAUGACGCAUCGCGCAUCGCGCAUGCGUGGUCCUUGGAAAA
Molecule: messenger RNA, 2585 nt
Organism: Bacillus rossius redtenbacheri
Lineage: Eukaryota; Metazoa; Arthropoda; Insecta; Phasmatodea; Bacillidae
Exons: 7
Coding region: 39-1946 (635 amino acids)
Source: RefSeq, a predicted model, not a curated record